UCGCUCUCGCGGGAAAUUGAGCAAGUCCAGUGAAUGCUUGUUUGUGGUGUGAAAUGUUAUGUCCCAAUUUAUUCGCUGAAUUUAUCCAGGAAGAAGUGCAAAUUACUUCAGUGUGGGCCUAUUGGUAGACAGGACGAUAAUGUCCGAGCCGAAGCGUGCCACUUUAGCGACAAUUAGUGAUGUGGACAGAGAGAAAAAGGCUGCAAAUACAGUGCGUGUGGAGCUGAAGCUGUUCGAGCCCAACGCGGACACAUUUCCCGAGUUCAACUUUCAGGCACUUCUGCAUGCCGAAAAGAAAAAGCGAAAGAAGAUCUCAAAACUGAACGGAUUCGGAGUAGCGGAUCCUUUUGAGAACGAUGACGAUGUUGCUCGCAUCGCUAAGGAGUUGGAGAAGAAAUACGGAUGCAAUAGUGCGUUUGGGAAGAAGCACAGCAACCGGACUUCGGCGGAUUACUGCGACAAGGGCGCGGGUUACGAUGAAAGCGAUUCAUUCAUUGACAAUACCGAAGCUUAUGAUGAACUAAUUCCGGAGGAGGUGGAAACAGUUCGUGGUGGCUUCUAUAUCAACUCUGGACCUCUCGAAUUUCAGCAUUUAUCUAAUUACGAGAGGCCAGAUGACGCUCAGCGGAUGCCCAAGCCGAAGAAGAGGACACUCUCCACCUCUUCAUCGAGCAGUGACGAGGAGGGAAGAGAGGCGAAGGCCACGAAGCAGCCAGUUGCUCCGGGUGCUCCGAAGAAUGGGCAUCAAGAGAAGAAACUGAAGAGUGUCAAUGCCGAUGAUGUAAAGGUAAAGUCAUCAAAGGCCAAACUCACGACUGGCGCAGAGAAGAAUCGAGGCGAUCAGAAGAAGAGUGACGACAGAUGUCUCAAGACAACCACUGUCAAGGACAUGCUGCGGGCGAAGAGGGACAGUCUGCGGAACAUGCAGGAUGCGGCCAAGAGAGAGAGUGAAACUGAUGGCGUGGAUUUGAGUAGUGCCCCAAUGACUUCGGAGUCCUCCAACGAGAGCACUGCCAUCGAGAUACCCAAUGGAACGAGUGGAGCGAAGCCUGAGACAAAAUUGCCAUCAAAUCUCAGUGAGGACAUCCUCAGGAAUGUUGUAUUGCUGAAGGAGUCCGCCAGGCUUGCCACAUCCAUGGGCAAGACAAAUUUCUUCGAUAGCAGCGUUCAGCAGACCCUAUUGAAGAUUGAGAACGCCGCAAGAGCUGCCGGCGGCCAUGUGCGCAAUCAAGUGUACUCACAUCUAGAAGUCUAUCUGCCAUGCAGCAAGCAGACGCUGAUGCUGAAGGCUAAGAAGCUGUGGAUUCAGCAGGAGGAGGCGAAAGUGAAGAAGGCGGUGGUGAUGCUGAAGAAGAGUGUGGAGGAGAGCAUGCCAGGAUUGGCGGAGUCGUAUGAGAAGGAGAACGAGAGGAUAAGGCAGCUAAAGAGCAGUAUGGCUAUCAUGGGGAUUCCUGAGAAUGAGAAUGAUCUCAAGUGGCCAAAGAAGCAAUAUGUGUGGAGUGACACGACAAGGAGAUCACUCAAUUCCGUUGUGAACGCAUGCCGGUCUGCCUUUAGUAAAUUAAAAUCACGGAAGGGAACUGUGGAGGAGUAUGUGCUGGAGUGUCUGAAGAAGGAUGUUUUGCCAAUUUGGUCGCCUGGUUGGAUGAAGUUGGAGGGAUUGUUGAAGGAGUUGGAGUGGAAGAUUGACAUGAAGAAUGUGAAUAGGGCAGUCAAAGAGGGAGGAAAUGAUCUGAAGCCACAGAUAAGUGGUGUUCCAGUGGCGACAAAUUUGAGUAAGGCAGAAAAGGUGGAGCCCAAGCCUCCUCUGAUCCCGGCUUCAUCAUCCACCACAUCGUUCCCCAGCAACAGCAGUCUAACCAUCACUCCAGUUAGUUCAGCGACGCCAGCGUCGAAACCACUUCCGAGUGUUCACAAUAAGGUGACUAUUACAAAUGUGGAGGAGCUGGUGAAGGCAGCCGCCAAGGUUCCCACGGCGUCGUCUGCCAUGCCCAGUGCUCCACCGCAACUACCCAGCGGUCUGAGUAUCUCCAUUGCGAGCUCUCCUACGCCGCCACCGCCAGUCUCAGUCACACCGAGUGCCACAACAGUCCUCAAGACGGUCUCCAAGUCACCGCCCAAGGAGGCCACUCCGCCCCCCAAGAAGUCAUUUGACUACAGUAUUAGCAGCAUUAUCUCUUCGACUACUUCGGCCGCGGCACCGGCGCCAAGUACCGUCAUCAGCCAGGUAUCAUCAGCGAAAAUGGAGCCUGAGAAAGAGACGCCAGUGAUACUGGUUGAGGAGAAAGCCAAGGUGGAAGUGCCGCCGGCCAGUGUACUGACGCCUAUCAAAGUGAGAUCAGUGGCGACUGUCAACAGCACUGUUGGGGCAUCACAGGAGAAGGUGAACAGUGGCGCGGUGAAGCCUGAUGUGAUCUUCGAAGAUCUGAGCAGCACCAGCAGCGACAGUAGCGAGUCGUGCAGUGGCAGCAGUGAUUGUGAGAUCGUGGAAAGUACGCCAGACGUGAAGAAGAAUGCGGCGAGGGUGGUUCCCAAGAAUCUUCAGCGACCACCCAAAUCAGUCUCAGCCGCAGCCGCGAGCUCUGGAGCUUCUGCGGUCUCGAAGAGUCGCGAUCUGGAUCCACUGGCUUUGGUAAAUGACAACGAUAUCGACGUCAAUCAGAUAAUGAAGGAACUCAAGGAGUUGCAGGAAUUCCAGCAAAACGACUCGCGUGCUGCAACAACUGGUGGCUUCAACAGCAAGAAAUCCAAUGAUAUCUCUGAGUACAGCACUGUGAUUUCAACAGUUCGCAAGUAAGAGAAGAAUAUAAUGUGUGUGGGGAGAGAGAGAGAGAGAAUGAGUAUGAAAAGGUCAGAGGUCUCGAAAUCAACUGCCAAGCUUCUUUUCAGAGGCGACAACUAAGAAGAAAAAAAUAGUUAAAGUAGAUGAAAGAAGUGUGAAAAAUGAGAGUAGAAAGAAAAUAUGAACAUUGUGUAGAUAUUGCGGAUAAUUAUAGCAAGGGAAUGCCCCUCUUGAACCUUCAUUUUCCCUUCCUUCAGCAAACUCUAUUUCACAUAUGUAUAUAUUGAUAAUUUAUUUAUAUGAUGACUAAUGAAGAUUUUUGUAUGAGUCUAGGAAAUAUUAUAUUACUGUAAGAUUUAUUUUUUUCAUCAUGAUAAUCAUUUUUUAACACAAAGUCUUACAAUACGUGGUCUUCUGGUGGAGAUCAUGGAGACAGACUAAUUUAUAGAAUAUAUAUUUAUAUAAUGGGAGAGAAAGCACAAUUUAUCGAUACAAUUAAUUGUUAAAGAAAAAUGUAUGUAUAGUGUUUAGUGUGUAAAAUGUAAGAUGUUUGUUAAAGCGAGGUGUAGAAGAUAGGAGACAUUCGGUGAAUGGGGAUGGUCAAGAGGCGGAGAAGGAGGAGAGUAAAUAAUAAAGAGAUUGAUGAUUACUUUUUGAUUAUAAUUUAAAAAAAAACAUAAAUAGACUAGAAUCAUCCGGCAAAAGUACAUUUAACCAAAAUUUGAUUGAUAAUAAAUGAUUGAAAGAA
This is a messenger RNA of Phlebotomus argentipes, 3530 nucleotides long. RefSeq names its product yemanuclein (gene yem). Bases 140 to 2797 code for a protein of 885 amino acids. The transcript has 7 exons. The record is from RefSeq and is a predicted model, not a curated record. Lineage: Eukaryota; Metazoa; Arthropoda; Insecta; Diptera; Psychodidae. Gene Ontology annotation, cellular component: nucleus.